AUGUUAGCCUUCCUAAUCUCUUCUUCAGCUCAAAAAAAUUAUCAAGGCUGGCAGAGCCAACCAAUACAAGAAGCAGCUCAAGAAUCAUAUAAUAUUAUCGAAUGCCAGUUCGUUGAAAUUGGUGGCGAUUCUUCUUCAAGUGCCCUAUGGUUACAUGGCGGUACAACAUCAACGUCAAUAUAUUUGCUUGCCACAUUAUUCCAUAG
This is a messenger RNA of Trichomonas vaginalis G3, 206 nucleotides long. RefSeq lists its product as uncharacterized. NCBI's taxonomy places the organism in Eukaryota, Parabasalia, Trichomonadida, Trichomonadidae. The transcript has a single exon. The record is from RefSeq and is a predicted model, not a curated record. The annotation marks the transcript as partial.